This is a messenger RNA of Varroa destructor (honeybee mite), 1927 nucleotides long. RefSeq lists its product as uncharacterized. NCBI's taxonomy places the organism in Eukaryota, Metazoa, Arthropoda, Arachnida, Mesostigmata, Varroidae. The record is from RefSeq and is a predicted model, not a curated record.
CAAACGCCAAAUGUCCAUUACCCUUUUAUAUUACAUUGUGUUGUCAAAUGAAAAGCUGCGCUCGAAGUCAAGGUUUGUUUAAUUUUUGUGGCUUGAUUUAUGAAAUCAAAUUUAUGUUCUUUUCUUAAAUUCCCUACGCAUCACUAAUUACGACAUAGGCUACUCGCAUUGUCAUUGUGAUCAUUAUUGACUGUAUAUACAUCUGGCAAAACAUUCUGAUUUGUUACGUCCAAAUCAUGACUUCGGAUUAGGCAGGUGCCGUACUGCUAGUCACUUACUUAGGCAAAAUUUACGCCUUAUAUAGUACAAUUAUCUAACCUGGGAGCUCGAUAAUCAGUCGAUUAUCGACAGUGAAGCUUACUCACGUUCAACCUUAUUUAUUAUUGUUCCCUUUACAGACGUGAAGUACAUAGUACUAUAAUGUUGAGAGUAGUGGCCAUCGUUUGGCAAGUAUAAACGGUCAAAAAUUAGCUUAAUGCUUGAUCAAAGCUUCUCAAAUAAAUGCAAUUUUGUUUCAAUUAAAUAUCAGAUUCUUUACUUUUGUGCUCAUUAUAAUAUUAGCAGUAUGCCUUGCGUUUUAAUUCUUCUUGCAACCGGCCGUUUAUUUAAAUUGCACUUUUUCGUCAGCCCUCUCCCAUAGGCGGCGAAAGGGUGGUCCUAUUAGUUCGGUCCGCCUGCUUUGUUGUUAUGGUGUUCGCUCAACAUUGCUUGCCGCGAUCGUGCGUCAACUUUCUCACGAAAGCUUAAGUGGCCUUAAAAGCCUGCAACUUGCGGCCAGCGUAGGCAAGCUGGUCUAAGCACCUUUUUCCCAACAGCAACCAACUAGCGAGGAUGUGAGCAAGUUGUACCAAACUAUGUUCCUUUUCGUUAUACUCGACAUAGAGGAUAACGCUGUACGAAGAUCAAAAAGGGGGGGGGAAAAAGAAGCAAAGGAGAGCUGCGUUUGUGACAGCCCCUGGGACGUUCCGGCGAAUCAGGCGGUCCCUACUUCAUCGUCCGUUUUAAACGAGAGCGGAUCCAGCAGAGGAAGGCGCAGCCGUACUUGGAGGAGAAGCGGCUUGGCAUCCUCAUCUUCCCUCUCCGUUCGAUUUACAUCGGCCUGGUAGUCCGUAGCAAAAGUGAAGUAAAGAGAAGGUGUUGGUAAAAGCCAAGUACUGUUACAUAAAAGGGGAAAAGUAACAACAUCCGCACACUGUUGAAGCCUGAAAAUGCGAAAAUUACGGAUUCAGUGGACAGCUUAACAGACGAGAUGGAGUACGUGCGUGCGUGCGCUUGAAAAGGAACAGGAGAUAAACAUAUACGAAAGCGUGUCGCACAAAAUAGAACGCAGUCAAAGUUCAUCCGGCAGCUCAGUUUGCGUACGUGUGAACAUGAGUGCUUCAGCAAAUGAUCCGGCACGUCAGCACUUAAACGUUUGGGCCGUAUUCUCUACUAACCUUAUCAAAAGAGAUCGGAGGAUCACGACAAUCGUUGUUUGGAAAUGCAGUGCACCACCGUUGGAUCCCACCGGUGUACUCUGGAUCUACCGAAAACCAAUCGAAUUCGUACAUCUCAUACAAAGGUUGUGCUACUGAUAUUCACAGUUGUUGUGACGACACUUUUAUACGUCAAAGACGGCAGUUCCGUGACCGGUCGUUCGGUUCGCUCACUACGAAAACAUCCAAUGGCUAACUGGAACACCUCCACACCAGUCGGUUGGGACGAUUCGUCGAUCACUUGUCGGGUGCCUCGGUUCCAUCCCCUGGACAAAGGAAUCCUAGAUUAUUACCGACCGCCCCCCUCAAGAAUUGUGUGCAAGGAAAGGGAAAUAAAAUUGUCCGAGAUGCAUUUAGAUUCCGGCGAGUUAGAGAUUCUUCCAACUGCAUCAUUGUACAGCUGCUUCAUCGAGGACGUAGUAUGACAUCAGGAUAAUGAGGUUACCUUUGAU